Haemorhous mexicanus (house finch) is the source of this 2694-nucleotide messenger RNA. It is a transcript of the gene DYNC1I1, whose product is annotated as dynein cytoplasmic 1 intermediate chain 1. Gene Ontology annotation, biological process: transport along microtubule. Gene Ontology annotation, cellular component: cytoplasmic dynein complex. Gene Ontology annotation, molecular function: dynein light chain binding; dynein heavy chain binding. The record is from RefSeq and is a predicted model, not a curated record. Bases 258 to 2144 code for a protein of 628 amino acids. The transcript is spliced from 17 exons. NCBI's taxonomy places the organism in Eukaryota, Metazoa, Chordata, Aves, Passeriformes, Fringillidae.
CAGCAGCUCUCGGGAGGAGCCUGUCCACCGUGAGACAGCAUAUUCAGCCGGCGGCGGCGGUCCUGCCGCAGCGGCGGGCGGCACGGCUCAGCUCGGCUCGGCUCGGCUCGGCUUAGCUCGGCAGGGCGCAGCUACUGGCAGCAGCCCUUCAGUCAGCGAAGCAUCCCUCUGCUCCCCCGGCGGCGAGGGCUCGGUGAGGGCUGCAAGGCGCCGGGAGCCUCUCCGCAUCUCCCGGGCGCCGGCGGAGAAGAGUCAAAAUGUCAGACAAAAGUGAUUUAAAAGCAGAACUUGAGCGCAAAAAACAACGUUUGGCUCAGAUAAGAGAAGAAAAGAAACGGAAGGAGGAAGAAAGGAAGAAAAAAGAGGCUGAUCUACAGCAGAAGAAGGAGCCAGCUCAGGAAGAUUCUGACCUAGACCGUAAAAGAAGAGAGACAGAAGCUUUGUUACAGAGCAUUGGUAUAUCCCCAGAACCACCUCUAGUCCCAACCCCUAUGUCUCCCUCUUCGAAAUCAGUGAGCACACCCAGUGACGCAGGCAGCCAGGACUCAGGGGAUCUGGGACCCAUAGGAAGGACCUUGCAAUGGGACACAGACCCCUCAGUGCUGCAACUCCAGUCUGACUCUGAACUUGGACGCAGACUGCACAAACUAGGGGUGUCAAAGAUUACCCAGGUGGAUUUCUUACCUCGGGAGGUGGUAUCAUACUCCAAGGAGACACAGACACCUCUGGCCACACAUCAAUCUGAAGAGGAUGAAGAUGAUGAAGAGAUGGUUGAGCCAAAAACACAGGAUGACUUAGAGACAGAAAAUCAAGACCAGAAGCAGGAAGUGAAAGAAGCUCCUCCUAGAGAACUGACAGAAGAAGAAAAGCAACAAGUUCUCCAUUCAGAAGAAUUCCUGAUAUUUUUUGACCGCACAAUACGUGUAAUUGAGCGAGCUUUGGCUGAAGAUUCUGACAUCUUCUUUGACUAUAGUGGUGGAGAUGUAGAAGAGAAAGAUGGAGAUGUUCAGGCAGGAGCCAACCUUUCCUUUAACCGGCAAUUUUAUGAUGAGCACUGGUCAAAGCAUCGCGUUGUCACCUGCAUGGAUUGGUCUCUUCAGUACCCCGAAUUGAUGGUUGCAUCUUAUAACAAUAAUGAAGAUGCUCCACAUGAGCCUGAUGGGGUAGCCUUGGUGUGGAACAUGAAGUUCAAGAAAACUACACCAGAAUAUGUGUUCCAUUGUCAGUCCUCCGUGAUGUCAGUCUGUUUUGCCCGCUUUCACCCAAACCUGGUGGUCGGUGGAACAUACUCUGGCCAGAUUGUCCUGUGGGAUAACCGCAGUCACAGGCGCACUCCAGUCCAGAGAACUCCCCUGUCUGCUGCUGCUCACACGCAUCCUGUGUAUUGUGUGAAUGUAGUUGGAACACAGAAUGCACACAAUCUUAUUACUGUCUCUACGGAUGGCAAAAUGUGCUCCUGGAGCCUGGACAUGCUCUCAACUCCACAGGAGAGCAUGGAGCUGGUAUACAACAAGUCCAAACCAGUGGCGGUCACAGGAAUGGCUUUCCCAACUGGAGAUGUCAAUAACUUUGUCGUGGGCAGUGAAGAGGGAACAGUCUACACAGCCUGUCGUCAUGGAAGUAAAGCUGGCAUUGGUGAAAUUUUUGAAGGCCACCAAGGACCUGUCACAGGAAUCAAUUGUCACAUGGCAGUGGGUCCAAUAGACUUUUCCCAUCUCUUUGUCACAUCAUCAUUUGACUGGACAGUGAAAUUGUGGACCACAAAGCACAACAAGCCGCUCUACUCCUUUGAAGACAAUGCCGACUAUGUCUACGAUGUCAUGUGGUCGCCAGUGCAUCCCGCGCUCUUCGCCUGCGUGGACGGGAUGGGGCGCCUGGAUCUGUGGAACCUGAAUAACGACACCGAGGUUCCCACAGCCAGUGUCACCAUAGAAGGAGCAUCUGCCCUCAACCGUGUGCGCUGGGCCCAGGCUGGGAAGGAGGUCGCAGUUGGUGACUCAGAGGGCCGCAUUUGGGUCUAUGAUGUUGGAGAGCUGGCUGUUCCACACAACGACGAGUGGACGCGCUUUGCCCGGACCCUGGUGGAGAUCCGCGCCAACCGAGCCGACAGCGAAGAAGAGGGGGCGGUGGAGCUCUCGGCAUAGAGGGAGAGGAGCAGCGCCCGCCAGAACAGCAGCUUCCCCCACGGAGUGCUCCAGUGUUCAGUGUCAGAGUCAGUCCUGCUGUGGCUUUUGAUGCCAGUGUACAUGCCAGUAUUGCUCAAAGCAUUCCAUAUUAAUCACACUGCUUUACACAAGGCUGAAAAUAUCCAGAGCGUUUUCAUACUUUAUAUUUCUGUCUGAAAAGUAAGAAAGAAAAGACAAAUCAACCCUUUAUGGGUUUAGUUGUUGCCUUUUAACUACUUAGUAGCUGUAUUUAAUAGCUAGGAACCCCUGGUUAAACUUGUGCUCACAUUGCCCUUCUGGCAUAGUCCUAUUAAAUCCAUAUGAAGCCAGAUAUGAUUGUGUGCAGAUGUGGUGUGCUUCACUGUAUGGGACUGGGCCAAAGACUUUAGAUGUGGUGUAUCACAUGGUGACUUACAUUAUGAAUGGAUGUACUAUACGAAAGUUGCUGCUCCUUAUUUAUUGCGGUGUGCUGCAUGGAACAUAUUUAUUUGAAAGCAUUAAAAUAAACGAUCCUAAAGCAUGUGCAUAA